AGAAGAAGAAACCAGCUGUUAGCUAGUGGGUUGAGCUCGGCUGAGUUACAUUAACUCUGAAGUUCGUCUACUUUAGAAAUAAAUUCAAAGUUUUUUUGUUGGACAUGGACUACGUUUCUAUUUCGUCAAGCACUGGUGGUGUGGAGUCGUCUUAUUGAAAUUGUUUACCUUGUUAUUGGCUAACCCCAAAAGAGGAAGGUAUGAACUUCCAGGGUAGUCGGAGGCGAGGCGAGGAUGGCAUCGCCGUAGUGAUUGACUUCCUGCUGUCCAACGCCCGGCUGGUUCUGGGCGUCGGUGGGGCUGCCAUGCUCGGAAUCGCCACACUGGCAGUGAAACGCCUGAUCGAGCGCGCUGGCCGUGCUGCCGAUGAUGAAAAGGUGGAGCAGAAGAUGGCUGAGAGCUGGGAGGAGCUGAGUUUGGUGUCUGCGUCACCCACACUGAUCAAGAAGGGCAUAAAGGGUGUGGUGAUGAAGCACGUCGCCAAGGCAACGAGACAGCAGAAAGCUGACCUCUGCCAGCAACAACCUCAGACAUCGCCUCUGGAGGUUCAGCCCAAACCCGAGUCAAAGUCUAAAAGGCUCCAGCUGUGCGUCCUUAGCCUGCAGGAGCGGCUGCAGCAGUAUUAUCACACAAGAGCUGCCCUGGCUCCUCAUGAGGUCCAGAGGGCUCAGUCUCUGGCUCUGGACAUCUGCACUGAGAUCCAGGGCUUCCUGCACAGCCGACACCCUGACAUGCCCCUGGGAGAAAUGAGCUUAGGAGGUUCUCUGCUGGAUGACCUGCAGGUGGUCAGUGCAGACCAUGCAUGUCUGCUGGUGCCUCUGCAGCUGGAGGCCUCUCUGUGGCGUCUCAUCCCAGGAGAGGAAACUCUGCUCACUCACCCGCUGCACUGGAUGGUCCGACGAGUCAAUCUGGAGUAUUUUCCCAGAGGACGAAGCUACUGGGACAGGUACCUGGUGGGCGGUUACCUGUCAGCAGAAGCUGUUGUGAACAUGUUUAGUAAAGCUGUCAUGGAAACCAUCAACUGGCCAUCCAUCAGCAGCACCAUGGACUGUCUGGUCAGACCAGUACUGGGAGGGCCAGACCUAAGGCUGGAGAUACGGCCUGGAAAACUAACAGAAGCAGCAGAGAGCGCUGACCCGCCCCUCUUCAUCUCCAUACUGCCUCUGCUGAGGGACGAGGAUGUGGUUCUGACCUGCCAGCCUGAUCUCACCUCUCCCUGGGUCAAUGCCUGGCACCUGUCCCUCUACCCGUGGGAGACCCAGCGCCUGGCUCAGCUCGAUGCCGCUGAUGAUGGAUGUCGCAGACUCACUCUCAAAAUCCUCAAAGCUGUGUGCAAACUGAACCCCGCCCUGCGAGCGCUUGAGGCCGCUCCGCUCGCCAACCUCAUCCUGCACCUCAGUGACAGCGUGAGCGACUGGUCUGAGAGCAGCCUGGAUGUCAGGUUCCAGCACUGUAUCACAGAGCUGAUCGGCUACCUCGAACAAGAAGCGCUGCACAGUUACUUCAAGCCGGCUGUCAAUCUGCUGAGCGGCUUGUCAGAGGAUCAAGUGGAUCAGAUGGGCUUCAUGCUCUACUGUGCCGUGUCAGAGCCGGAGAUCCUGCUCAUAUGAUAAACAAACAUAGACAAAGACGUAGCUCUCUUCAUGCUGACUUCUCUCAUUGAUUAGCUUCUCCAUUCUGCUUAGAUUCAAAGACGCACUGCACAGCAGGAAAUAUGGCAGGCACCAUGGACCGAUGUCUACACUGAACGAGGAGAAGCUAACAGAAGUCUGCACAUGAGAAAGUGAGAAUCGAGCUAAGCUAAUCACAGGAUGGAAAUGAGAAGUGCCAAGAAAGGAGCUGAGGAAGUGUUUGUCUAGAAAAAUGUGCCUAAUCACAAGUUCUCACAAAAAUAAUGUAGAAAAGUCUGCUUGGAAAUGCCAGUAAUAACUUUUCACAGGGUGUUGGUUAAAAACCAUAAUCAGUCUCUCCAUUAACAGCAGGGAAGCAGUUGAGAUUAAAGCUUUAGUGCAGUUUUUCUUUCUGUCCUCUAAAUGGUAGUUUUUGUCUGCAUAAAUCUUUAAUUUAUUCUUACUAUGCAGAAAAAUAACUGGGUUUAGCUGCACUUGUAAAACAACUCAGUGAGCCUGAGUGAGGUUUAUAAAACUGGAGGUGGAUAUGUACAUGUUUAGUUUGUCUUCUUAAGUGUUUCAGUCUGUCACCAAUGUUGUUUGGGUUAACUAAUUCUUUAUAUUAUGCUUGAAGUUGCCUCAUCAUUUUAAGCACUUGCUUUUAAAUAUGGUAUGAAUGUUGUGGGUAUUUCUUCAGUUUUAUGAGUCUUGAGUGAAAGAAUUUGGAUUUUCUGUAAGUGAGCAGUGAAACAGCAAAUAAAAAGUAAAGCAAU
Cheilinus undulatus (humphead wrasse) is the source of this 2383-nucleotide messenger RNA. It is a transcript of the gene mief2, whose product is annotated as mitochondrial elongation factor 2. Gene Ontology annotation, biological process: positive regulation of mitochondrial fission; mitochondrion organization. The record is from RefSeq and is a predicted model, not a curated record. The transcript is spliced from 8 exons. Gene Ontology annotation, cellular component: mitochondrial outer membrane. Lineage: Eukaryota; Metazoa; Chordata; Actinopteri; Labriformes; Labridae. Bases 201 to 1610 code for a protein of 469 amino acids.